Messenger RNA from Gadus chalcogrammus (walleye pollock), 4934 nucleotides. RefSeq names its product protein tyrosine phosphatase non-receptor type 22 (gene ptpn22). The transcript has 25 exons. Gene Ontology annotation, molecular function: non-membrane spanning protein tyrosine phosphatase activity. Gene Ontology annotation, biological process: peptidyl-tyrosine dephosphorylation. Lineage: Eukaryota; Metazoa; Chordata; Actinopteri; Gadiformes; Gadidae. The record is from RefSeq and is a predicted model, not a curated record. Gene Ontology annotation, cellular component: nucleus; cytoplasm. Bases 322 to 2940 code for a protein of 872 amino acids.
UGUUCUUUUUUUUCAAUCUGACCACAGAACCUGUUAGCUCACUGUUUGCUUCCUCUUAGAGCACACACAAACGCACACACACACCCACACACAAACGCAUCACACCACACAAUUGAUAGGGAGGCAGAUACAGGCAGAAGUAUCUUGAUGUUAGAGUUGCAUUAGAUAAGUUGUCAGGGGAAACUCUGUCCCGGUUGAACUGCCGCGCAACAAACCAUUUGGAGUCAUUUGAAGAUGUGCCUUCAAUGAGAAGGAGUAGACUUCAACUUUGGGGAUUUUCCUGGCAUAGCUGGAGGACACAAGGUGCCUGUUGGGCUAGUCAUGGAGGAGCAGGCCAUGGUACUCAGGCGCCUCCUGGUUCAUCUGGAGAACAAGGUGGCACAAGAGGAUUCGGAGGACGGACUUGCUGAGGAGUUCUCGAGGUUGAAAAUGCAGUCCAUCCAGUACCGCAAUGACAACACCUUCCCGAGCAAGGCGGCUGUGAUUAAGGACAACUUCAAGAAGAACCGAUACAAGGACAUUGUUCCCUUCGAUCACACAAGAGUAAAACUCUCUCUGAAAACCAGCAAAAAUGAUGAAGACUACAUCAACGCUAGCUUCAUCAAGGGAGUCUCGGACUCCAGGGCAUACAUUGCUACUCAAGGUCCUCUUCCUCAUACGGUGCUGGACUUCUUGAGGAUGAUCUGGGAGUACAAAGUAGAGGUCGUCGUGAUGGCCUGUCGGGAGUUUGAGAUGGGGAGGAAAAAGUGUGAGCGCUACUGGCCAGAGACGCAAGCAGAACAGUUUGUCUGUGGGCCUUUCACAAUUGACUGUGGUGACGAGGAAAAUAAAGGGGACUAUCAGGCAAGAAAACUAAGGAUUACCUUUCAAAAUUGUAGUCGGGCGCUGCAUCAGCUGCACUACUACAACUGGCCUGACCACGGCGUGCCCGACUCCAUCCCCCCCAUCCUGGAGAUGCUGCUGGAGAUGCGGAUAUGCCAGGAUCACGAUGACGUACCCAUCGUCAUUCACUGCAGUGCUGGCUGUGGGCGAACAGGAGUGCUGUGUGUCAUCGAUUACACCUGGAACCUUUUGAAGAGACAGACGCUCCCGCCAGACUUCAGCAUCUACGAUCUCGUCCAACACAUGCGCACGCAGAGGCCCUCUGUGGUUCAGACUAAGGAGCAAUAUGAGCUGGUCUACAGAACAGUCAAGUUCCUGUUUGAGAGAUAUUUGCAGUCGUUCGAUUCAACAGCCUGUCAAAACAAGGUGCAGCCAGCCCCUUUCCCCAGCCCAGCCAACGAGAAAUCAGACCUGAGCCAAGAGUCAGAAUCUGACUUAAAGCCAGCCUCACGGUGUCUGCUGGAUCCAGAGCCACAGGAUACAAGGUUGACGCUAAUGGAGGAGCAGGUGCUUGGACCCGCUCAGCUCGGGCCUUCAGCACAGGAGAGGGUUUCAGCACAUCCCAGCAGAGACGACUACCACUGGGAAGGAGAAGAAGAACAACAACAACAACAACCCCAACCACCCCACCACCAACGACAUCCACCACCACUUGAACUGUUACAGAGAACCCCUGAGGUUGUGACCCCGGCCCAGGUGCAAGACCACGUGGGCCACGGCCUGGGACUUAUAAGCAGAGCAAGAGAGGAAGAGAGGCAUGAGCCAGAGGACAGCGAACCGCCACCCAAACCCACCAUGCUUCGCCUGGCCACCACCUGCCUGACGGUGGAGGACCCCUACUUUGGAAGCCCGAACAGAACCUCAUUUCUGGCAGAAGCACCUGAGUAUUUGAUGGAAGACUUGGUCAGCUGCCACGCCCCGACUUUAGCCCUGAACGACCUCGACCUCCCCUGCUCCGCAGGUCAUUCGUUGCAGGUCAUCAUCCCCCCAAAUGCUGCUGCUCUGGCCAUAAGUGAAAUGGGAGGCACAGGGAGCCCCCCCUCACCUGUCCCCCCACUCCCAGAACGAACCCCAGAAUCCUAUGAGUUGGCCCAUGAUGAAGGUAGGUGGGAACACACUGUGGCCAUGACGCCAUCCUCCAAGACAUUGCUCAAAGCACCCCAGUAUAAAAAUAUAUCAAUAAUAUAUAUUGAAAUCGUAAUGAAUGAUGCAUUGAAUGUAAAUAUGAAAGCUAUGGUUCGUCUUUCAGCCCUCCUUGAGCAGUUUACCUCCGGCCGCCCGGUAGGUCAGAACAGAGUGGGCUUGUCCUCAGAGUGGUCCUGUGAUUCAUUGAGGCCCCCUGCCACUCAACAUGAGGUCAAAUCCUGGACCAGGAGCAAGAGCCUAAAAGUAUCAAUGUCUUCCCCUGCUGCCCGGUCCAAUAUGAGUUCUAGCCACCUUCCUCCUCCUCCUCCUCCUCCUCCUUCUGCACCAAUACAACCAGAGUUGGAUCCCCUUCUACAAGUGGGCAUGAACCCGCCUCUUCCUCAAAGAACUCCAGAGUCCUUCAUCUUGGCCACUGAGGAAGUGGAUGAAGACCCCGGCUCCCUGCUGCAGGUGUCCGACCCGGGCCCGCGGAUAGGAAUCUCCUCCGAGUGGGCAGGCAGCGCUCAGCCCAAGAAGUUCCUGGAUUUCGUUUUCAUGACCAGGAGCAAGAGUGUUCGUGCAAAGAGUUCAAGACAAGAACCCUUGGCUGUAGUUCGGCAGCUGGCUCCUCCCUCUGUGGUGUUCAGCGGAGCGGGAAGUGGAGUGGAGCAGCAUGUUCACUUUGUGAGCACUGAGACCUCAGAGAAUAAAGCAGUACACACCGACAAUGGGAAGGUCAUGCCUAGAACCAGGAGUUUGAAAUUCUUCAGAUCCAGAGGUAAAUCUAAACCUGCAGCUCCACCUGCACCGUUGCAGCCCGGACACACACCUCCUUCCACGAACGGGACCUCCAGCUCCGGGUUUAAAUUUGGAUUUGGGAACCGUUUCGCGAAGCCCAAGGGGCCGAGGAGUUACCCUGAACCCUGGAUUUGAACCCCGGACCUCUCUCGCCUGCUCUUUCUUUUCUAAAACUCUGGUUAAACCCCCCAUCCUGGAGAUUGGGAUCCUAUUUCAUCAACAGAAUGGAUAAUUAAUGAUAGUGUCUACCUCAGGGGUCAGCAACCUUUUCAACAUGCAGUGCCAGUUUGACAUUUUCUCGUUAAUGAGUUUGCCUUAAGCAACAAUAUAUUAAAUAUUAAGCUGAAUUAUGACAAAGCAACCGAAAACAUUUCCAGAAGCCCUGGAAUUGUAUUAUUUCCUGCAUCAACAUAAAAAAAAAAAAAUUAUGUUUGCAACAUGGGCUUACAAAGUAUAAUUGCAUAUGUCCAAUCUUAAAACACCACUUUCAGAAACUCAUUCAAAAACAUAUUUGCACUGUGAGAAAUGUAAAAAAAAAAGAAUAUAUGAGAAUGGUGGAACCAUCCACAUCAAUAUCUUAUAUGUACAGCUUUGCAAAACCAUGUGAAGGCGAUGCAUAAAGGCUGCAACAAUAUUUUAAAUAUUUUUCUUGUCUAUUACUCACGACAUAGGUUUAAAAACUAUAAAUUUAUCCCAUUUCAGAAUACUGCUUUCAGCAACUCAUUUAAACAUAUUUGCACUGGGAGGAAAUGCCAAAAACAGAAUAAAGUGCAAAAAAACACGGUAGUAAUGAUUAUGCUGCCGCAUUGUGCAUCCACAUUUGUCAACACAAAUGUUGUCAAACACCUUUUUUUUUUUUUUUGUGAUGAUUAUGCUGCAACGUGCCAGUGGUGGCACGCGUGCCUAGGGUUGCCGACCCCUGGUCUACCUCCUUUGUUCAUUAAGGUUUUACAAAACAAACCCCUUUACUCUCAGGAACAAAUGGCUACACAUCCAUGAUCUGUAAUGGAAAGUUAGUCGAUCAAGUGAACAUGUUUUUGGUUUACAUUGAUGUGUGUAUGCCAUUUUGUUCAUAUUUAUAGUUGACAAACUGCAUUUUGCUGUUGAUCUUUAAACAAAAGCAAAUAAUUUUAUUGUUUUAAUUGCAAAUAUUCAAGUGGCAAUAGCUUUAUUAAUUCCAUUCAGCAAUUUAUUUAUUGUUCGACGACACUGUACAGUUGAAUUUAAUACAAUGCCUGCACAAAAUAAUUUAUUUAAUGUAUACAAAUAAUUGGAAUUCCCAGUGUCUUUUUAUUUUCUAUCUUUCCAUAAAAGGUCUCAAUACUUCUACAACACCAAUAUUUCUGUUAAGACGCCAACGACAAACAAAGAAACAAGGCAGACGAGACCGUACAUCCGUCUCAUAAAAACGCUUCGGGUGUAGUUCCAGCAGGUUGGCAAAGUAAAGGCUACAUCGUUUUAGUAAAACGUCUGCUUAAUAGCUCCACCCAGUGGUAUAACCAAUAGCUGCAAUGAGCUCUUACUGAAAAGGUAGAUGGAAUAUAUACUAGUGUGGUGACCCACAAGUACGAUUAAGAGACAUUCACCAAGGGAAUGUACCUUUAAGGGAGUAUCAGUUCCGGUUUAACCUGGUUUUGACCUCACUCUCGGUUGAGGUGAAGUUUUAUAUUGAAGUGGAGAGUAAAGCUGACUGGACGCAUCUCCGUCUCUUGUUUCCUCAUUUAUUGCACUCAACAAUUGAUGGCCCCCCGAUGGACGCCGCCAAUGGCACACCUAUUUGUACCUAUGGCACGAGGUAUGUUGAAGUGUGUUUCAGCGGGCGCCAUUUCGGCUGGGACUUUGUCAUGGCCGCCGUGUCUACGCCACUCCUGGGGGCAGAUUUCCUCUGCUCUUACAGACUGUUGGUGGAUGUUACAAUGUGCCGCCCGACGCUCUCUCUUUUGCUUCGUACCCCUGACCGCUGGGAGGGGUGGGGGCGCUUUGUCUGUCGAACACGUUUGCCACCGGGGACCUGUAUCAACGCCUGCUUGCUGUGUUUCCUGACAUCACCACGCCCACGUUUUCAUCGGCAGUGGCUAAACAUGGCGUGGAGCACUACAUCACAACUCGCGGUUGGCCAGUGCGACGUC